AGGGGGCGAUGGUGGUCACGUGCUGGUUUCAACUUCCUGUUUACCACUUGUUCCUUGAGACAGUUCACGGAUUUCAACACUUGCAGUCGUGUGAUUUUGAUCAAGAACAACAAAUACGCAUUUGAAUCCCUGCAGCUACGGAAUUCAUCGUUUUGGAAACGUUCAUAUUUUUUGUCAUCUUUGCGGAGAGGAAAUGAAGAUGUGACAUUGAGGAAACGUGACUAGGCCGGGAGUCCUUGAGAUUUCCUGAGUCAGGCGCCCGGACUAAAUGUUUGGAGCUCGGAGUAUUCCUCUGUCAACAAACGGCUCAACACUAAACAUACGCGUGAUGAGGGCAAGGACUACAAACCAGUCAGCUGGAUGAUUGUCUGCAUUACAUUUUAAAAGCUAACUUUUGGUAAUGUGGUGGAUUAAAGUUUGAACGUGGAUACUUUCUCAAAUUAGCUAACUAGAUAGCUAACGUUAGUCAACAAAUCCACCACAGGCUUAGUUAGCCACGUUAGAUACAGCCAGCUUGCCUGGCCAGUUUUGCCUGGAAGGCUUAACUAGUCUGCUGGCUGGUUAACACGUCCUUGUUUAUAGAGGGUACCAACCCGGCGCUGCCCUGCAUUCGGGGAGAAUACCCGGCUCCGGCCCCUUCAAGCGGGCAGUCAGAAAGAAACUGGCUGGGAAGGGAUGGCCUGGUGGAUCUUCCCGUUCCCAAUGUGCUGCGGUGUUUGAGGGCGGACGAGUUCGGAUAGAACCCACGGUGGGUCGCGGCACGAUGACGGCUGCAUCCCCGUCCGUGUCUGGGAGCCUAACGGCCUCCGGACUAACGUUAUCAGGCAGAAAGAGCGAGGAAAUAGCGGAUUUGAUAGAUUUGUUUUCGAAGACACAGUACAGAGCGAAAGAAGUCUCCGGACGGGUCGAGACGAUAGAGAAGCGUUGCUUGGAACUCUUCGGCCGAGACUACAAGUACAGCGUCAUCCACAACACCAACGGGGAGGUGUGUGGCCACUACCCACAGCAUAUAGUCUUCCUGGAAUGUGAAAGCACUGAGCUCCGUAAAGACAGGUUUGAGAGCACAGUCCAGAUCACCAAGCUGCAGGACCUGGUGAACCGCAGUAAGAUGGCCCGCUGCCGAGGGAGGUUCGUCUGCCCAGUCAUCCUCUACAACGGCAAACAUAUUUGUCGGUCGUCCACUCUGGCAGGCUGGGGGGAGCUAUACGGACGCACCGGCUACAACUACAUCUUCUCCGGUGAGACUGACAAAAAAAGGGGUACUGAUGACACGUGGGGGGCAGAGUCCGAGCCAGAGGUUCCAGAGGACGACAGUGCGAGGAACGGGGACUCUCAGCUCUUUGACAAAGUGCGGGGUCUGGACAUCAAGCUGCUGCGCUACCUCUCUGUACGCUACAUCUGUGACCUCAUGGUGGAGAACAAGAAGGUCAAGUUUGGCCUUAAUGUCACCUCGUCUGAGAAGGUGGAUAAGGCCCAACGCUAUGCAGACUUCACCCUGCUCUCUGUGCCUUACCCAGGGUGUGAGUUCUUUAAGGACUACAAAGACAGAGACUACACCGCUGAGGGACUAGUAUUCAACUGGAAUCAGGAUUUUGUGGAUGCGCCUUUGACAAUCCCUGCGUGCUUUACCAAGAACUUGAAUAUAGACUGGAGUGAAUAUCAGUCUUGGGACCUGGUCCAUCAGACCCAGAACUACCUGAAGCUGUUGCUUCACAUCAUCAACAACGACGAUGAGAGCGGUCUCCUGGUGCACUGCAUAUCCGGUUGGGACCGGACGCCUCUUUUCGUGUCCCUCCUGCGGCUCUCGCUGUGGGCAGAUGGUGCCGUCCACGCCAGCCUGGAGCCGGCUGAAAUCCUCUAUCUGACAAUCGCCUACGACUGGUUCCUCUUUGGUCAUAUGCUGCCUGAUCGCCUCACCAAAGGAGAGGAGAUUUUCUUUUUUUGCUUCAAUUUUUUGAAGCACAUUGUCUCAGAGAAGUUCUCUGCCAUGAAGAAACAGAGGAGGAAAAACUCUCAUUUCAAAGACACUGAUUUCACAGUGGAUGACCUCUGCCAGUUGAAGUCCAGGGAGUCCAGGGGCAGCGUGACCAGUUUGAGCAGUGACUUCUCUCUGAUCACGGAGGACGCGGGCGGAGCCUCCAGCCUCACCAACGAGGCCGUGGACCUGUUCUCCGGCCAGUAUCUGGGAGCCUCCAGCUGGAGGAAGGGACACACCUCGUCCCCCCAGACGGUGCUGUGGAACCGUCCCGACCCCCUGCCCGAGCGGCUGGCCCACCCCCUCAGCCAAGAGGCCAAGUCUUCCAGCUCAUCCUCCUCCAACCAAUCGGAGCAGGGCUUCACACGAGCCGGCAGCAGUCCUAUGUCUGUGCCCGGGAGAAGGCUGGCGGCAGAGUAUGCCCGCUCCGGCUCCUCCCUCUCCACGGACUACGGCAGCUGGCAGAUCGUGUCGGGGUGCGGCUCCAUCCACGACCACGGACAGGUCGCCGCCGCCAUGGCCGCCGCCGCCAACGACUCGCCCCUCCCCUUUAGCUUCCAGGACGAGGGGCCCAGCGGACGCAUGUGCCCGUCCCCCUCGGAGCGUCAGGCUCGUCUGGAGGCGGUGAGGGAGGUGUUCCUGGCAGCCUACAGCUCCACCGUGGGCCUGAAGUCCAGCGCGCCCAGCCCCUCCGGCGCCAUCACAGGCCUUCUGGAGCAGUUUGCCCGCGGCGUUGGCCUCCGGGGCACCAACAGCAUCAUCUGAUCUAGGAACAGGUCCCCCACCCCAAAUGUGAAAUCUGGGCUCGUAGUCAUCGUAUUCAUAAAGUGUCUCAGAGUAGGAGUUCUGAUCUAGGAUACGUUUUUCCUCUUAGAUCAAAAUGAAUAAGAUCAUAUGGAUAGGAGGGACCUGAUUCUAGAUCAGCACUCCAACGGUGAGGCUCUUUGUGAAUAUGGUCCCUGACCCCCCCCUUCACCUCCCUCCCACUCAACCCCGUCCUGUAAACCCUCAUGGUUAAAUUGCGGUCCACGAUCAGCGUUCAUCUUUGUCGGGGAAAGCCACAUCAUGUUUCGUAUGGACUCUAAUAAAAAGUGCCAAACUUCUCUACUCUAUCCAGGUGCUGAAGCGUCUUUAAAAAAACAAACAUUUUUUUAUAUAUAUAUCAAACCCUGAAUUUCAUUACUUUUUUUCUAUUUCCUUUUUUUAUUUUAUUUGAAUCAUGUCGUUCCAACUUACUCUCUGGAUUUUUUCCUUUUUUGUUGCACAUUUUUGUCAAUUCAGGGAGUGGUUCAGGGGGGAUAACAAUGUCAGCCACAGUAUCAAAAAGGGACAGCUGGCCAUUGUAUUUAAAAAUGUGCAGCAUGGUUUAGAACAAAACUUGUCAUUUAUCUUUGGGGUUUGCUAAGAACGUGGUCAGAGUAAAAUUGACUUUUUACAUGCAGAGCAUUCGAAGCAUUUUAUGUGGAUUUCUUCCUUUUCUGUUUUUAAAAGAAUUAUUUGGGAUUCAACGUGCUGAUCGUCCUAAAUGGAGGAGGCCACACUUCUCUUUUCUUCGGUGACUGAACUCAUGAAAGCUGCUAUUCAGUGCUGAAUCAAGCGGAAGCGUUAACCAUAUCAUUGUAGUGGAUACUGUUGUUUACACACAAACAGCACUGGUCAAGUGUGUCAGGGCAACAGAAAUAUGCUGUUUCUUUUUAUAACCUAAUUCGGUGUAGACAAGUCUAAUAUCAAGCUGGAUGUAGCUUGAUUUUGUAGAAUGUAAUAUGUUGAAUCCUAAAACACCAUAAAGGUCUAUCUGUAUUAAACACGAAAGCUCAAACCUUUAUCAGCCGAUUUUAGAGUUGUUUAAUUAUUUUUAAUAAUCGGACUUGUGGUCAGAUAAGUCACUUUUAUAUGCAGACUUAAAGCAAAGAUCAAUUUUUCAUUGUCGCCAUACAAAACAUUUUCAUACAGUCUUCCUAUGUUUUAAAUUGAUUUAAACCGCACAUGCACACCAUCAAUAGACUGGUCCCAGAUCUAUUUGUGCUCUCUUGCCCACUCCUACGGCUGUGGCGUGAACCGAUCUGGGAUCAUUACUGGGGCUUAAGACCACAAGCCAGGAGAAGCCAGUCCCAUUGCUGGGCUGUGUUAAAAGUCUGGGCUGUGUUAAAAGGUGCUUAAAUUUGAUUUGAGCCCACUUCUGACAGCUAUUCAUACGGUCAGUCACUUCAUCUCUCAACUUUUGUCUCUCAGUUUUGCGACAAGACGGCUCCAAGCCACACCGCUUUCAGUCUUUGUUAUCGCUGUACGUAAGUUUAUGGCCUUGUUCCAGGCUGACUACAUUCCAGUAGCCAGAUCUCACAACACCUGGAUAGGUGUUAAACAUAUCGACUUACUGCAUGAGAUGAUCUAGCAAUAUGAAAGACAUGGCACAGAACCAUUGGUCGAUAUGAGCAGCACGACUGCAAUAUAGGCAGCCUGGAACACGACAAAUCUCUUUCUGUGACUUAAUGGCCUUGUAAAAGCGCUCUAUUGCUGCAUGAACAAGUGAACUUGGGGCCUACUUUGGAUUAGUUCGCUGCCACUGACCAAUGGGCCUUUCAGAUCACAAGGACAAGACUUUGGCCGCGUUCCAGACUGACUACAUUGCGGUUGCCUGCCAGAUCUCACAAUGCCUGGAUAGGUUUAUAACAUACAGCUAACUUCAUCAUAUGAUGUAGCAAUCUUAUGGCCAACUGCUAAGUUGGUUGUUGGUUGCUGCGUGCAGCACGACUGCAAUGUAGUCGGCCUGGAACGCGACCAUGAGGGCGGUAGCAAUUAUGCGGGCAAAUGGCGGUGUUGUGGCAUAAUUGCGUCGAGAGAGAUUCGGUUAAGGCAGCACUUACUGUGAUUUGUUUAGCUUGUUUGCAACGCCAAAUGGUUUUGAUGGCUGCUGUACUGUACCUCAGGACCUUUUGUUGUGCCUUUUCAUCGGUAGCAUUUGAAGAAAUUCACCCUUUUUAAAACAUUUUUUCCAAAGUAAUUUCUGUUUCUUAUACUGUUAAAGAGCUUGUUGUUUUUUAAAUGCUUUCUGAGAAUCCACAACUAUGAAGCAACUAAGAGCUAGCUACUACACUUUAAAACGCAUAGCAUUGGUCAGUUGAAAGGCAAGCUGCUGGCUUAAACCUUCUAUAUCAGUCACUUGAAUGCAAAAUGAUUUAUAUUUGUUCAGUCUUUGUUCAAUCACUUGUGUCUAUGGUCAAUGGCAAUUGAUCAUAAUGUACAAUAUUAUUUCUGCAAAGUCUGUUGGGGCGAGAUCUGUCUGUCAAUCAGUAGGGCUUAAGGGGAGAUGGGGGGAGGGGUAAAGGUUCAGGGAUAUCGGUGUGAGAAGUUAACUUUUUAUAGAGUACUCUCACUUGUCAAUCAGUGUGCAGACUGAUGCAAUAUUGGGACAUCUGGGUUUAACUCAUUUGUCCAUUCUCUGUCUCAUUGGAUCUUCCAACAGUCUACUUUGUUGGAAACCUACCUGGUGACUUUCUUUCACUUGUCCAAUCCUUUAAAAUCAAAGAAAGGAAACUACUUUGGGCCCUCCUCUCACCUUCCCUGAGCAUAACCCAUCCGGAUGAAUUAGAGACAAUUUAGCCUUUUUUUUCUUCCUUUUUUUUACUACCAUCACAUCCUGUUAUCAAACUUCGAUAUGAUUUACCACAGCAGAGAAAUGAUUGAAUACCGGCGUGUCCAUGGUAGGAUACAUUGACCUAUUCCUAGGUCCCUGUUUGUAGGCUAUAGGCAGACUAACAGCCCCAGAGCCCCUAGACAAUUUGCAGUUGAUCCAUACCUCUCAAUUCACACUUUUCACUGGUUACAAUACUUACCUUUAGGAUUACGCAAUCAACUCACGUGAUUGUUCAACUCAUCCAUGUUUUUGCAUGUAAUUUCCCCCAACUAAUUAAAACUAGUGGCAUACAGUACAUGGAUAGAUUUUUCCUAAAUGAACCUUUUUGUAUGAUUAUUUUCUCUUGAUUUUACAGAAAUGCUGCAUUGCCCUCAUCUUCCUUAUUGUCUGUGUAAAGAGGUUGACAUGUCAUUUUCGAGUUAUCAUUUAAGUAAUUGUCUUGAUUUUUUGUUUUAACUUGCUCUUAAUUGUCGCCAGAGAGAGAAUAGGCUACACUGAAAAAGGUGACUUGAUCGGCAGGUGGUUAUUAUGAAUAAAGAAGAAAAAAAGUACAACAA
This is a messenger RNA of Coregonus clupeaformis (lake whitefish), 6166 nucleotides long. Its product is annotated as myotubularin-related protein 14-like. Gene Ontology annotation, molecular function: phosphatidylinositol-3-phosphate phosphatase activity. The record is from RefSeq and is a predicted model, not a curated record. The transcript has 19 exons. Gene Ontology annotation, biological process: dephosphorylation. Lineage: Eukaryota; Metazoa; Chordata; Actinopteri; Salmoniformes; Salmonidae. Bases 764 to 2740 code for a protein of 658 amino acids.